Messenger RNA from Phasianus colchicus (ring-necked pheasant), 629 nucleotides. The record is from RefSeq and is a predicted model, not a curated record. NCBI's taxonomy places the organism in Eukaryota, Metazoa, Chordata, Aves, Galliformes, Phasianidae.
UACAGAAGAAGAUGCGAGUCACUGGAGUUAUAACCCAAGGUGCCAAGAGGAUUGGAAGUCCAGAGUAUGUGAAAUCUUACAAAAUUGCUUAUAGCAAUGAUGGGAAGUCAUGGACAAUGUACAAAGUAAAAGGCACAAAUGAGGAUAUGGUGUUCCGUGGAAAUGUGGACAACAAUACCCCAUAUGCUAACUCCUUCACGCCUCCAAUAAAAUCACAGUACAUACGCCUGUAUCCUCAGGUUUGCCGACGACACUGCACAUUGAGAAUGGAACUUCUGGGCUGUGAGUUAUCAGGUUGCUCUGAACCCCUGGGGAUGAAAUCAGGGCAUAUACAGGACUAUCAAAUUACUGCCUCCAGUGUUUUCCGAACGCUCAACAUGGAUAUGUUCGCUUGGGAGCCCAGAAAAGCCCGACUGGACAAGCAAGGCAAAGUUAAUGCCUGGACCUCUGGCCACAAUGACCAGUCCCAGUGGCUGCAGGUUUUCCAGGGAAAUUUUGACAAUGACACUCACCGGAAGAACGUCAUUGACCCUCCAAUCUAUGCCCGGCACAUCCGCAUUAUCCCGUGGUCAUGGUACGGCCGGAUCACCCUGCGGUCAGAGCUGCUGGGCUGCACGGAGGAGGACUGA